Aureobasidium melanogenum CBS 110374 is the source of this 1518-nucleotide messenger RNA. Its product is annotated as RCC1/BLIP-II protein. The transcript is spliced from 2 exons. The record is from RefSeq and is a predicted model, not a curated record. Lineage: Eukaryota; Fungi; Ascomycota; Dothideomycetes; Dothideales; Saccotheciaceae. Gene Ontology annotation, cellular component: cytoplasm. The annotation marks the transcript as partial. Gene Ontology annotation, molecular function: guanyl-nucleotide exchange factor activity.
AAGAAGACCAAGGACGUCGAAGCCGACGCGCCUACCAAGAAGACUUCAGCACGCGCAGCUGCCAACACAAAGGCAAAGAAGUCUGAAGAAGCUCCCGCUGCACCAAAAGCAACCGUGGCGUCCAGAAAGCGCAAGGCCACUGCUACUCCUGAGCCGGCCGUCGCGAAAAAGGCAAAGGUCGCACCUAAGGGACCCGUCAUCAACGAGGCUCCCACUCAGCGCCUGGAUGUCUUUGUUUGCGGAGAAGGUUCAUCUGGUGAAUUGGGUCUUGGUACGUCCAAGAAGGCCAUCGAUGUCAAGCGCCCGCGUCUGAAUGCCAACUUGGCUGCUGAUACCGUCGGCGUUGUACAAAUCGUCGCUGGAGGUAUGCACGCCAUGGCAUUGACUCACGACAACAAGAUCCUCACCUGGGGUGUCAAUGACCAGGGUGCUCUUGGAAGAGAUACAACCUGGGAGGGUGGUCUCCGUGACGUCGAGGACGAGGAAGAUUCCGACUCUGACAACGAAGACGGUGACUCGGGCAUGAACCCCAAGGAGAGCACACCCACCGCCAUCUCAUCUGACGUCUUCCCCGAGGAUACUGUCUUUGUCCAAGUCGCUGCUGGUGACUCGACAUCCUUCGCUCUUACCGACGACGGCCAGGUCUGGGGCUGGGGCACCUUCAGAAGCAACGAGGGUAUCUUCGGCUUCACCGCAGACGUUCUCGUCCAGCGCACUCCUAUGCUCAUUCCCGGCCUCAAGAAGAUCAAGCACAUCAGCUGUGGUGCCAACCACGUCCUCGCACUAGAUGCAGCUGGUGCCGUUUUUGCCUGGGGCUCAGGUCAACAAAACCAGCUCGGUCGCCGCGUUGUUGAGCGCACAAAGACACAAGGUCUUGUGCCCAGAGAGUUCGGUCUUCCCAAGAAGGCUAUCAAAUACAUUCAGUGUGGUGAUUAUCACAGCUUUGCCAUCGACAACAAGGAUCGCGUAUGGGCGUGGGGUCUCAACAACUUCGGUGAGACCGGUGUGCCCGAAAACGCUGGUGAGGAUGAUGCCGUUAUCCUCAAGCCCGAGAUCGUCGAGACUCUUUCUGGCAGGCAAGUCAGCUGUAUCAAGGGCGGUGGUCACCACAGUAUUGCCGUGACCGGCGCUGGUGAGUGUCUGGUCUGGGGUCGUCUUGACGGUGGCCAAUGUGGUAUCCCUACUGCAGACCUGCCCGCAGACGAUCUGAUCAAGGACGAGCGUGGCAACCCUCGUAUCCUUAAGAACCCCACUGUUGUCAAGGGCAUCCAAGGCAAGGUCGUUUUCGCCACUGCCGCAUCAGACCAAUCUUUCGCUAUCACCGAGGAGGGCCAUGCCUACUCGUGGGGCUUCUCUUCAAACUACCAAACCGGUCAGGGUACCGAUGAGGAUGUCAUGGUUGCUACCAAGAUCGACAAUACCGCAACCCGUGGCAAGAUGCUCAACUUUGCAGCAGGUGGUGGUCAAUUCAGCAUCCUGACUGCUCCUGCACAACCCGCGACCAACGGCAGUGCUUAG